Molecule: messenger RNA, 972 nt
Organism: Eimeria maxima
Lineage: Eukaryota; Apicomplexa; Conoidasida; Eucoccidiorida; Eimeriidae
Exons: 3
Coding region: 1-972 (323 amino acids)
Source: RefSeq, a predicted model, not a curated record
AUGCAGCUUAGGAAUAUUAAUGCCUCUAACACCGCUAUGUUGCCUUAUCCUGUAGAGGAGAAUAUUUGGCUAGGAGGGCCCCGGCCUGCAUGCGUUGCUUCAAUACCUGAUCAUGUAAACACUGCAGCAGCAGCAGCACCACCACCACCACCAGGAGAAGCAGGAGGAGGUGCCGAUACACCUGAAAGCCCUGAGAGGGAUCUAGCACGACUUCUGCCAUAUGUCCAGGUUCAAGCAGCAGCAGCAGCAGGCAACAUCUCCCCUCGUGACCAAGUUGCUCUGAUGCAGCGGUUGCUGCUUCUGCUGCUGCCUUUGCUGCAAGGCCAAGGGCCCUCAGACACCUUCCUUCGCUGCAUGUUCUUUAAGCAGCCCCUUCCCCCUAUACUGAGUGCCUAUAAAGCAGGACACUGGAAAUCAGCCUCACCAGCAGCAGCAGCAGCAGCAGCAGCAGCAGCAUCAACUGCUUCUGCUGCAGUAGCGACUGCUUCUGCACAGGGGAAAGCAGAUAAAGACGCAGCACAAACAUCUGGAAGGCCCCGCGGUGCAUCUGCAGCAGUAACACAAGGCCGUGUAACAAAAUCAACGAGAAUAGCAACAGCAGCAACGGCAGCAGGCUCCGUGCCUGUGUUUGCUUGUGCUGAUGAUGAUCCUCCUGCCUUAGCUCUGACGUCUCGCUUAGGUUUGCUGAGGUUGUUUUGUGCUGUAUACGCACGUCUCUGUAUUCGUUUGCAUGCGCUAGGUUGUUUUGGGGCUUUGGAGGGUUUAAUGUUUGCUGACGAAGCAGAGAUGAGCGCCGUAGACACCGCAUGGGACAUGUUGGUGCGGCUGGGGCCUAAGCCGCCGCAGCGGAGGCAGCAGCAGGGAGAAAGACUCUCGCAGCAGGAACUCAUAGAUACAAGAGAAGAAGAAUUUGCUGCUUGGGCUACAGACAGCUGGCCGCUGCUGCGCUUUGCUGCCGCUUCCUGCAGCUGA